CGCAUAGCGCACGCACAUGCACGCUCGCCCGUCGUCGAAGUGAAGUGUUUAUUCGCGUUUACGUUGUGAUCACGUUUUAGAGCUGUCUUAAUUUCAUCCUCCGUGAAGCGAUCGAAAGUCGCAGAGAGGCUUUGAAGUAUUUCGUCCCUGAUAUUGAAUAUACAACAGUAUUGAAAUGACCGAAGAAGUGAACCCCAAGGCCUACCCUCUGGCUGAUGCCACCCUCACUGCCAAGAUUCUCAAUCUUGUCCAGCAAGCUAUGAACUAUAAGCAGCUGCGCAAAGGAGCUAAUGAAGCCACUAAAACACUGAACAGAGGUCUUUCUGAAUUCAUCAUCAUGGCUGCUGACGCAGAGCCUCUUGAAAUCAUUCUGCAUCUUCCACUUCUUUGCGAAGAUAAAAACGUGCCAUAUGUGUUUGUGCGAUCAAAGCAAGCUUUAGGACGUGCUUGUGGUGUGUCAAGGCCAGUGGUUGCUGUGUCUGUCACCGUUAAUGAAGGAUCUCAACUUAAACCUCAAAUUACUGCUAUUCAGCAAGAGAUUGAACGCUUGUUGGUUUGAUUAAUUAAGUGACAUGGAGUGGCCAUUAUAACCACAAUUUCCUUAAGUUUAAUUUGGUGUUAAUUUGCCAGUGAAGGCUUUUUUUUUUUUUUAUAAUUGUGUGAUGAAAUUGUGCCUAAUGGAUGCGAAAGUGUUUUAUGGACAUGUUUAUUAAAUAAGAAAUGGUGA
This is a messenger RNA of Frankliniella occidentalis (western flower thrips), 727 nucleotides long. It is a transcript of the gene hoip, whose product is annotated as NHP2-like protein 1 homolog. Gene Ontology annotation, molecular function: RNA binding. The transcript has 3 exons. The coding region runs from base 176 to 559 and encodes 127 amino acids. Gene Ontology annotation, biological process: ribosome biogenesis; mRNA splicing, via spliceosome; maturation of SSU-rRNA. The record is from RefSeq and is a predicted model, not a curated record. Lineage: Eukaryota; Metazoa; Arthropoda; Insecta; Thysanoptera; Thripidae. Gene Ontology annotation, cellular component: precatalytic spliceosome; nucleolus; box C/D methylation guide snoRNP complex.